Molecule: messenger RNA, 750 nt
Organism: Diaporthe citri
Lineage: Eukaryota; Fungi; Ascomycota; Sordariomycetes; Diaporthales; Diaporthaceae
Exons: 3
Coding region: 1-750 (249 amino acids)
Biological process (GO): glyceraldehyde-3-phosphate biosynthetic process; gluconeogenesis; glycerol catabolic process
Cellular component (GO): cytosol
Molecular function (GO): triose-phosphate isomerase activity
Source: RefSeq, a predicted model, not a curated record
AUGGCUCGCAAGUUCUUUGUCGGAGGAAACUGGAAGAUGAACGGCACCAAGUCGUCCAUCAAGGCGAUUGUCGACAACCUGAACAGUGCAAAGCUCGACCCCAACGCUGAGGUCGUUGUUGCACCACCAGCACUCUACCUCCACUACGUCCGUGACUCCCUGAACAAAGGCAUCGAGGUGUCAGCGCAGAACGUCUACGACAAGCCCAACGGCGCCUACACGGGCGAGAUCUCGGUGGAGCAGCUCAAGGACAGCAACGUGACCUGGGCGAUCCUGGGCCACAGCGAGCGGCGCACGAUCCUGGGCGAGACGGACGAGGUGGUCGCGUCCAAGACCAAGUUCGCCACCGACGGCGGCCUGAGCGUCAUCUGGUGCUGCGGCGAGUCGCUCGAGGAGCGCGAGGCCGGCAAGACCGUCGCUGUCGUCACCAAGCAGCUCGACGCCCUCAAGGCCAAGAUCGGCUCCGACUGGUCCAAGAUCGUCGUCGCCUACGAGCCCAUCUGGGCCAUCGGCACCGGCAAGGUCGCCACCACCGAGCAGGCCCAGGAGGUCCACGCCGCCAUCCGCCAGUGGCUCAAGGAGAAGGUCGACGCCAAGGCCGCCGACGAGACCCGCAUCCUGUACGGCGGCAGCGUCAGCGAGAAAAACUGCGUGGAGCUCAGCAAGCAGGCCGACAUUGACGGUUUCCUCGUCGGCGGUGCUAGCUUGAAGCCUGCCUUCGUCGACAUCAUCAACAGCACCCAGGCAUAA